This is a messenger RNA of Physcomitrium patens, 665 nucleotides long. RefSeq names its product small ribosomal subunit protein uS10z/uS10x. Gene Ontology annotation, cellular component: small ribosomal subunit; ribosome. Lineage: Eukaryota; Viridiplantae; Streptophyta; Bryopsida; Funariales; Funariaceae. Gene Ontology annotation, molecular function: RNA binding; structural constituent of ribosome. Gene Ontology annotation, biological process: translation. The record is from RefSeq and is a predicted model, not a curated record.
GUCUACUGACACGUACGCCUGAAAAUCCCAGACCUAAAAUGGAACCCAUCAAAACCCACACAGUGCGAUUUUUUUGCUCUCUCGAAUGUAUUUUUUGCGUCGUAGGGUUGCGGUUUUCCUCGUAAGCACCGUGUUUGUCUAGGGUGAUCCUUACCAGCUUGCAUCAUGGCGAUGCCAAUCAAGCCUGGAAAGAUCGGAGUGGAGGAGCCUGUUGAGAAUGUCCACCGGAUCCGAAUCACCCUUUCCUCCAAGAAUGUGAAGAAUCUCGAGAAGGUGUGCGCUGACUUGAUCAAGGGCGCCAAGGACAAGAGACUCAAAGUGAAGGGCCCAGUGCGUAUGCCUACCAAGGUGUUGCACAUCACCACCCGGAAGUCUCCUUGUGGAGAAGGUACCAACACCUGGGACAGAUUUGAGUUGCGUGUGCACAAGCGUGUGAUCGAUUUGCACAGUCCCUCCGAGGUGGUCAAGCAGAUCACUUCCAUCACCAUUGAACCUGGUGUUGAGGUCGAGGUUACCAUUGCUGAUGUUUAAGCCAGUAUCGCAUUGUAACAUUUCGGUUGCCUUGUCCAUACGAAUGUCCCAGCAUUGAACUCGUAGGAGCACAGUUUUUUUUUAAAUGUGCAAAUUUUAUUAAAGCUAUUCCCAAUUGCUGCCUGUUACAUGGA